AUGCGCCCCCUGUAUGACCACAUGAGGCGUCAUACCGAUGCGAGGCGUUCCGUCGAGCGACCCUUUCAUGCUAAUAACGAUCUCUACAGGGCUUCGAGAUAUUCCUCGAGGUAUGACAGUGGGGAUCGGCGCUCGAGGUCGCCUCGUGACCGCUCGCCCGAUCGCUACGAACGCGCAUCCCAGUACAGCGAUGGCGACCGCCGUCGAUCCUCCGCCGAGGCGCGUUCCAACACUUCCGCCUUCCAAAACAACAGGGAUUCCUUCCGCGACAACCUCCCCCGCGAUCCUCCCCGGGGCCCCAAGGCACUUCUAGACCCCCCCAGCGGUCCUCGCGGCGGCGGCUAUGCCGGUGACUUUAGAGGCCGAGGAAGAGGCCGUGGCCGUGGUUGGGUUCGCGAUGACAGCAGGGACCGCGGCCGAGACCGCGACAUUGAUUUUAGGGACCGACGCGAUGGGCCGUAUAGAGACGAGAGAAGUCGCGAGCGCGACCGGGACUGGGAUCGCCGAGACAGAGAGAGCUAUCGGGGACGCCCGCGAUCGCCUGGAAGAGGACGCUCACCACCACAGCGGGAUUUUCGCGACCGAGACCCACCUCUAGGCGUCGACGCCGAAAGGUCUAGGAGAGGCUCCCGAGACGGCGGCCCGCCUUCCGCUGGAUCAUCCAACUCUGACCCCCCCUUCGGUAUGCCUCGCGGCGGCUUCAGAGGAGGCAGAGACCGAGGACGUGGCGGCUGGGACAGAGGUGGCAGAGGACGCGGCGGCUUCUACGAUGACCGCGAUCGCUUCGGACCCCGCAGCCGCUCCCAGGAAGGGCGCUGGGGUCGUGACCGAGACGAACGAGACCGCGGCGACCGAUGGAUCGAUCCCGACGCUCGCCGAGAUCUUCGAGACGACCGCGACCCUCGCGAACGCGAGUUACUGAGGCCCAAGGUCGACCGCGAACGCGACCGAGGCAUAUCCUCCCAAGCACCAUCACCGAACACGAAGGAUGUGUCGCCGCCACCUCUGGCCCCCUCGGCGCCUGCUUUUGGGACGGUUCCCAGUAGGAAUGUCGGCGCCGCUGACGGAUCACCCAUCAUUGGGGGCACCGGUAAAUUGCCCCCCACAGCUCCGAGAGCCUUUAACUCUGAACGACCCGUCUCCGCAGGACACGGCGGCGGCAGCGGCGGCGAUUACCCAGUGCCUCCUAGCGGACCAGCAAAAAUGAAUCUCGCAGAGGGCAGCCCGCCCAUACCAUCAGGCCCACGUGCUCAACAGCAGAAGCAGCAACGACCUUCCAGCAAGCAGUGGAUAAACCCGGCAUUAGGUGGGAAGAAGGUUCCUGAGUCACCCAAGACCAUGCGGUCACAGAGCUUCGCCCAGCAGCAGGGCCCGGUGCCAUUCCGCCAUGACAGCGUUCCAGCAGAGCAAGGCGAUUACGAUAGGCGCCCCCGCAGUAGUGAUGCCAAGGCCGACUCUCACAACUCUGCCACCGAAGGUUCGGUGAAGUCGCUCAACCUCCCCGAGCCUGGUGAAAUUAUCGUCAAAUCCGAACGAGACAGUUACUCGACCAGAGGAUCGAUGGAUCGUGAUUCAGAGCACCCGGACGCCCACGAUACGAUUAUGGCGGGAACCGACGCCAACGCAUAUGACGAUCGCUGGCCCCCAUCACGAGGUAAAGAAAAGUCGGUUCCGCAUGAAAAGCUGUCUAUCGAUGAGAGCUUUGUGGAGAAAAAAGAAGAACCGUCUCGGCCUGCCAAGGAAAGCAGAAUGUCGGUGCCACGAGUUCGGUUUGUAUUGCCCCCGCAAGAACCAUCGGCGCCUGUUUCCGAGCAGACAUCCGAAUCCGACGACGAUGAGGAUUACGGCGAAUACUUUGCCAUGGAAAUCGCCAAAGAAGAGGGGGAACUGGAAAAGCUACGCGAGAGGGCCGAUAAGGCUGCGGACAAGACCCUCGCUCGCUACGCAAAAGUCUCACACGACGCUUUGGUGGCGCUUGUCACAGAAUCGGAGGGCCUCGUCGAUAUGCUCGGCCCGGUCCCCGAGGUCGUCGUCGAACCUGUCAAGGAGGAAACACCUGCUGCCAAGUCGCCUAUUGUCGAGCAGCACGAAAAGCCACACCAGACGCCGAGCCUUGUUGUGCCAACCAAGCCAUCGCUAGAGGAGACUUUCCCAGCGUCAGAAACCGAAGCUGCACCAGCCCCAGAGCCCCAGAUUGAGAAGGAGCCAGAGCAAGCCGUAGUUCAGAAGGAGACCAAGAAGACAACCGAUAAAGAGACAGAACAACAGGUCGCAAAGGAGGUCGAAACGAAGGUCGAAAAGAAUAUCGAAAAGGAGGCUGAAAAAGAGGUCGAAAACGAGACUGCAUUGCCUUCCAAGAAGCUCGUGGAGAAAUCCGAUGAAAAACCUGUCGAAAAGCCUGCCGAGGAGCCCAUCGAGAGGCCCAUCGAGAGGCCCAUCGAGAGGCCUCAAGACGAGAUUCCCGAGAAGCCCAGAGAGAAAAUCACAGAAGUGGCUGUCGAAGUUGCCGCCGAAAAGCCACCAGAAACCGAUGUCGAAAGGACUGAAGGGCCCCCGCUUGAUGCCGUCGUUAACGAACCGCAGCCCAAGACCGAGGAAAUGGAUGUCGACGAGCCUGCCUCUAUCCUUUCUGCGCCUUCCCCUCCCAGGCUUCCUGAACCAGCAAAGGAUGCCGAUAUUACCAUGGAAGAUGCCGUUGAAGCCGAAAAUCCACCUGCAAAGCCAAAUGUAGAGCACGACGAACCAAAGGAAUCGACCACCAACGAUGAGCCCGUACUUCUUCAACCACCUGGUCUGCCGAUUGAGACUAUCGAAGGGGACAAGGCUCUGCCGAGCACACCCUCUCAGAUGGAAGACGACGAUGAGGACAACUCGACGGAGUCUGACGACGUUGAUUCGGAUGCUAUGCUCAUUGAUACGAUUCGACAGUACUCGGCAACCCCUCCCAUUGAUAGUUUGCCCGACUACAGCUGUCGCGCUUGGCACCGGGACAGGGAUUUCUUGGAAUCCCUCGACUCAGACCCCAUGAUCGACAAUUUCAUCCUGCAGCAACUCGAUAAAAUAUCUCUGGAGAAGAUGGCAGGACAGGAACAUGCGCGCAAGGACUACGCUAAUAAUUACGUCCAAUAUCUUGACUUUACGGUCUCAACCGAUCCGAUCGCUGUCAAGAGUCGAGAGACAUUCAUCAGCUGCUUGCCGACACCCGAAAAGCACGUGCCCAUUCCUCCUCCACCUGAACUCAAGCCAGAAGGGAGGGGGGCCGGAAGAAGGUAUGCAAGCGAACGUGACCUGGAAAGAGUCCUGCAAGCUUCCAUGAGAGAGGACGAGGAACGGAAGGAAAGAGAGCAGCGCGCUAUGCAAGAAAAGUAUCGCAGUGACAAGGAGGCGGUCAUUCCCGAAAUGUACUGGACAAAGGAGGAUCGUGACGCCGAGUUCUUCAAGGACACCACCGGUUUCACGCCCGUGGAAAAGCUUGUGCCCGCUUGGCAGAUCCUGCCGCCAAUCAACAACUUCACGCCCGAAGAAGCGGAACUCUUCGAGAAGAGGUAUCUCACCAAUCCGAAACAAUGGGGUGUGGUUGCCGAGAAUAUCCCGAAACGCAACUUCGGUACUUGUAUCCAGUACUACUACCUGAUGAAGAAAGAGCUCAACCUCAAAGAGAAGCUCAAGAAGCAGCCCAAGCGCAGGAAGAAGGGCAGAGGCAAAACACGAUCUAGCGCUUUGGUCUCGGAGCUAGGCAAUGCCGAAAACGAGGGUGAAGAGAACCAGGAAAAUGGUGAAAAUGGAGAAAGAAGACGGCCGCGACGCGCUGCUGCUCCAACGUGGGGCUUUGAGCAACCUCCUACGGAUUCCGAUAACGCAACACCCACCGGCACACCUGGCCGUCGUGGAGCCAAAGGGGACCCCGAAAAGCCAGACGGCAGGAAGAGGGGGAGGAGAGCUGCGAAGGACAAGGAGCCCAAGGCCGCCAAACCACAACAGACUCUUGCCGCGGCUCCGGCAACAACUGCAGCUAAGGGGCGGUCUCGCUCCAAUUCGAGGGUCCAGAACCCCGAAUUCCAGCCACCACCACCCGUGCCGAUGGAGAAUCGUCUUCCAUCGCAGUUCGAAGUACCAACAACGGGCGUCCAAUCUCCGCUUGUUCCGGCUCAACAGUCACCUCUGGUGGUUCAGGAACGUCCCGUUUCUGCCACCCCUUCUGCGAUAUCCGAAGUGAUGGCGCCUCCAUCUCUGCGGCCGGAGCCGCCACCACCUCCUGCGCAGCCCACCAUAGCGACGUUCGAUAUCGCUCAGCCACAGCCUGAACGCCGUGCUCAAAGUCAGGCUUCGAGUUACUGGAGCGUUUCGGAAGCAAAUGACUUCCCAGGCUUGUUAAAGUCGUUUGGUACUGACUGGUCAGCUAUUGCGGGACACAUGGGCUCAAAGACAGCUGUCAUGGUGAAGAAUUACUUUGUUAGACAGAGAGACCAGGGCAAGGCAGAGUGGGAGCAAUUUGCAUCUGAGGCGGAUGGGAAACGAAGCAGAGGAGAGAAGCUACCCGAUCCACCUCCACCAACCGUCGGCGGACGCAAGAAGUACGACUCUACGCCUGCGGCGUCUAACCGGCCUCUCGCUUCUGCGCCUGCUACUCCCGCGCCGCCCGGAACGAAUGAGCUGCCGGGCGAAGCACCUGCAACAAAGGUUGAGACUCCUGUCCAACAACCUGGAAACCCACCUUUUGGUCGCUUUCCAAUGCCCAUUACUUCGGCACCGCCGCCUCAACAGCAGCAGCAGCCGCAGCAGCAACCUCUGGCGCAGGCAGCUCCACCCACUCCAACUGCUGCUACCCAGGCUCCCCCUCAGGCCCCUCAGCAAACACCUAUCGCAGUCCAACAGCAGCAUCCAGCGUCUCAGCCUGUAGUUACGCAGUCAGGAUCGCCCAUUACCCGUCCCCUGAGAGCCCCGCCUCAGCAAGCCUUUGGCUUCCAAGAGCGAGAACGAGAACCGACGCAACCCCCUCCACCAAUCAGGAUCUCUCAGAAGCCAUCUGCAGCUCCAGUCAUCGAACCCGCCCAACAGCGACCUCUUGCUGCGGCGCAACCCAUUCAACCUGCACAGCCUGAACCGCAGGUUGACCGACAACAAGCGGAGAGGCAGCAACAGAUGGAACGCCAAGCUAUCGAACGCCAGCAGAUCGAGCGGCAGAGACUGGAGCAACAACAGUUGGAGCGGCAACAGAUUGAGAGGCAGCAGAUUGAGAGGCAACAGAUUGAGAGACAGCAGAUCGAGAGGCAGCAGAUUGAGAGGCAGCAAAUCGAGAGGCAGCAAAUCGAACGCCAGCAGAUCGAGAGGCAGCAGAUUGAGAGGCAACAGAUCGAGAGGCAGCAGAUGGAGAGGCAACAAAUCGAACGCCAGCAGCUUGAGAGACAAGCCAUCGAGAGACAGCAGAUCGAACGACAGCAACUGGAGAGGCAGCAAAUGGAGCGCCAGCAGGCUGAACGACAACAGAUGGAGAGGCAACAGAUGGAGAGGCAACAGAUGGAGAGGCAGAAGAUGGAGGCGCAGCAGCCCAAGGAACCCUUACGCCCAACUGAGCGUACACGACUGAAGCAAGAGCCUGAGAUGACGCCGCCACACCAUCACUAUGAGCCAUUCUCGUACGGGCAGCAGCCAGUCCGGAAUGUGCUGCCGCCUCGAUCUGAACCCCCAAUUGUAUCGAGGCAGCCUGCCGAACCACCUCGGUCUACGGCUACCCCAGUUCCGCAAAGCUAUGGCCAGCCCAUGCCGCAACCAGGCGGACGCUUGCUCGGGGAUCCUCAACCGCCCGCCUCGACGCCUCCCGGCCCGAGACCCAUUGCUGCACAACGUCCUAUGCCUACUCACAUGGACUCUUAUGGCACUCCGUCUCAGCAACUGCAACCCCCGCCGCCUACGGCAUCUCGGCCGUCGGCUUCGGAGCGCAAGACAUCCAACAUCAUGUCUCUUCUCAAUGACGAUCCUCCAUCGGCUGCUGCAGCCGCCGCACCGACGCCCCCCCCUCAACCAAAGCGCCUCAACGACGUGGCCCAAGUCAAGCCAUCGCCGACGCCUCCUCCACAGAGCAUGCCGAGAGGCCCUGCUCCUCCGACCCCGUUGCGCCCAGAGCGGGAGCCUCCCGCCUAUCCCUAUGGCCGAAACGCUCCGUCAGCGUCUGCAAUGCCACCUCUGAAGCCAACCUACACUGCUUCGCCACAAUCGCAGCAUAUGAACGCGCCAAGGUCGGCCAUUGCAUCUCCGCACGAUGCGGCGGCAGCAGCUGAGCGUGAUUAUUAUCGGCAAUACCAACCUCAGGCCAUGAAUUCUCCUCAAGUUGCGCAACCUUACCCGUCGCAGUCACAGCCUCCCAGGGACGCUUAUCAGCCCCAAACCGGCUAUCCUGCUUAUGGCGCCCCUGCCGCUCACGCCAGCUCGUCACCUCCUCAAUACGCAGUUCAUCAGUCGGCCUCCAGGCGAGAGCCGCCACCUCCACAAAGCCGAGAAUCGGCAUGGCCUCCCGGACCGCAGGGCCAUGCCAUGGGCCAGCCGCAACCGCCACAGCAACAAUCCUCUUGGCCACCGGCGUCUCACGGGCCGCCGCCGAAACAGUCUCAACAAGCGCCGCCUCCACAGAACUGGGCUUCGCCGCACAUGUCGGCCCAGAAAGCACCUCCAGCGGGCCCAGCCGUCCCACAACAGUCUUGGGCCUCUGGUCCGCCUCAGCAACAACAGCCACAGCCUCCGCCGCCGUCUCAUCAUCACUUGUCGAUGCGCGACGACAGAGGUGCGCCCAUGUAUGGUCAGAUUCCUCCCCAACAUCAGCAUACAAUGCCAGGCAGAUAUCCACCCGUUUCGCGAGCGCCAGAUCCGAUGCCACCUCAAACGCAGCAGGCCUACCCACCACGCUACGCAUCUACGCCUGCGCCCAGAGAUCCUCGGGACCAAAUGCCGCAGCGAAGCUACACGCCUGUAGGAUAUGACGCACGCGGUCCGCCUCCCGGUCCUUACCCUCCGGACCCACGAGAAAUGCAAAUGCGCGAGCUGAGCCGCGACCCCAGGGAUCCGAGGGAUCCCCGGGAAAUACAACAGCAAGAGAUGCUCCAGCGCCAACUCCGUCCGCAUGACGGCUAUGCUAGACAGCCCGAUCGUUACGGCAGGUAA
This is a messenger RNA of Colletotrichum graminicola M1.001, 7155 nucleotides long. RefSeq names its product myb-like DNA-binding domain-containing protein. Gene Ontology annotation, biological process: regulation of transcription by RNA polymerase II. Gene Ontology annotation, cellular component: Set3 complex. The record is from RefSeq and is a predicted model, not a curated record. Lineage: Eukaryota; Fungi; Ascomycota; Sordariomycetes; Glomerellales; Glomerellaceae. The transcript has a single exon. The coding region runs from base 1 to 7155 and encodes 2384 amino acids.